AUGUCGUCGAUGUGCGCGGAAGAGCCUGGUCCCCUGAGAUACCUCGACAACGGCCUGCUUGACGUCACCCCAACAGAAGAAUAUGUAGCGAUGUAUUCUUCCAUAUACACUCAGCACGUUCGUUCUUCUCGGCGCUGCCUGGGUAUCCGACUGGACGGCUACGAUGUCACUGCGGGCAUCUAA
Parastagonospora nodorum SN15 is the source of this 183-nucleotide messenger RNA. RefSeq lists its product as hypothetical. Bases 1 to 183 code for a protein of 60 amino acids. The record is from RefSeq and is a predicted model, not a curated record. Lineage: Eukaryota; Fungi; Ascomycota; Dothideomycetes; Pleosporales; Phaeosphaeriaceae. The transcript is spliced from 2 exons.